This is a messenger RNA of Eufriesea mexicana, 1100 nucleotides long. RefSeq names its product retinol dehydrogenase 11. The coding region runs from base 69 to 1100 and encodes 343 amino acids. The record is from RefSeq and is a predicted model, not a curated record. The transcript has 4 exons. NCBI's taxonomy places the organism in Eukaryota, Metazoa, Arthropoda, Insecta, Hymenoptera, Apidae.
ACUCUGUGAUACCUUAAUUCAUAAUAUGGCAGUUAUAUUCCUCACUUUAUAAUGCGAUUAGUCAUUGUAUGCAAAUAAAUAUUUCUGAAUACCUGCACAUGUCAGUUCCUAAAGCAAAUAUGAUAUCUUCAUGGAGUUAUUUUAUUUUAUCGGUAUUAUUACUGAUUGGAUUACUUCGAAAAUGUCGUGAAUGUACAUGGGGAAAGUGUAAAAGUACAGAUAGUUUACUAGGCCGAGUAUUUAUUGUAACAGGUGCUAACUCUGGUAUUGGUAAAGAAACAGUAAAAGAAUUAGCUAAGAGGAAAGCUACAGUUAUUUUAGCUUGUAAAAAUUUAAAAACUGCUCAAAAUGCUAUAUCUCACAUACGUACUCAAAUAUCUACUGGAGAAUUGGUACCAAUGGAAUUAAAUUUGGCAUCAUUUUCAUCGAUCAGAGAAUUUACUACAGAAGUAAUAAAGAAUUUUGCAGAGAUUCAUGUAUUAAUUAAUAAUGCUGGAGUAUAUGUUCCUUUUAAAGAACAUGCUUUAACUGAUGAUGGAUUUGAAAUUCAUUUUGGUGUAAAUCAUCUAGGUCAUUUUCUGCUUACAAAUUUACUUUUGGAUCAUUUAAAACAAAGUGGACCAAGCAGGAUUGUUAUUGUAACAUCCAAACUUUUUGAAUCUGGAGUAAUUGAUUUUUCAAAUCUAAAUGGUGAAAAAGGAUUAGUUGUUAAAGAACGCAUGAAUCCUGCCUAUUGUAAUUCAAAAUUGGCAAAUACAUAUUUUGGUAUUGAACUUGCAAAACAAACAAAGAAUUGUGGUAUUAAUGUUUAUAUGGUGUGUCCUGGAUUUACUUACACAGGAUUAUUUAGAAAUGUUAAAAGGAGUUGGUUUCAUUACAUUAUAUUUUCACCUCUUGCUUUAUUAUUUUUACGUACUCCAAAUCAGGGUGCACAGACUGUAUUACAUUGUGCAACAGAACCUUCCUUAUCCAAUGAAAGUGGUAAUAUUUAUCGCGACUGUAAACUUUAUACUUCAAAAAAGGAACUUGAUCCUGAUGUAGCAUUACGCUUGUGGAAUGUGAGUGUAAAAUUAACUAAAAUUAAUGAGUCUUUGAAAUGA